AUGUCCGAACCCCCAGCAACAACAACAGGUGCAUCGCUAUCAACAGAAAAAGAUGCAGUAAAUAACAAUGCAACUCUGUCAAAUAGGUCAGAUGGAAAAAAAUUUGAAGGUGAUGGAGUUUCAUUUAGAGGUAAACUUAUUGGUACGAAAGAUUUGCCAGUUGAUCGUGAUGAAAAAAUUUGUCUCGAUUCCAUGUUCAUAUUAAAAUCUCUUGCACGUGCUCAUGGUGACCAUAAGCAAAAAAUUCAAUUAAAUUUAACGAUAACGGCUGUGAAAAUUAUUGAUGAUGCCACUAAAGCACAAAUUGCUAGUCAUGAACUCGAGCGUAUAUCUUUUGUUAUCAUUGAUCCACGUGAUUCACGUGCAUUUGGAUAUAUUUAUAAUACAUCUGACGAUCGUUAUCAAUUUUGGGCUAUAAAAACUGAACGAGCAGCUGUUGCGACCGCAAUUGUAUUAAAAGAACUUUUUGAAUUUGCCUUUGAACAAUUCAAAAAUGCUGAAGCAACGAAAGAAGCUAAUCAAACAAUCGUAACGGGAACACAGCCUCCACCCACGUCAUUGCCACAAGUAAUGUCUCCGGUGAAGAUUCCACGAGAGUCAGAAUGUAGGGUGUGA
Messenger RNA from Rotaria sp. Silwood2, 615 nucleotides. The record is from the annotation of a GenBank genome assembly. NCBI's taxonomy places the organism in Eukaryota, Metazoa, Rotifera, Eurotatoria, Philodinida, Philodinidae.